GUGUGAUCCUGUUGGAAAGAUAGAAAAAUGGCAAAGCUUGGUGUAUCUAAAACAUUAAGUGCAAACAUCAGGUGUAGAUGUACAUACUAAUCCAAAGUCUUUAAAAUAUUGAUAAGACCAAACCAAUCAUGAUUAUUUCAGGCUGACUAAAUAGUCAUCAGAUGUCAAACUCAACUUUAUUGAAUUUUCUAUUACCUGUCAUGCGAGAGUCAGUGCGUUCAAAAAUUCAUUGCACACGACAUAUCAGUGAAUACAUAUCAAUUAAUCUAUUCCACCAUAAAUUCUAAUAAACAAUACUAUUACACAGAACUACACGAGAAAAAGGCUCCAGAAAAACACCUUAAUUGCACUCUGUUUUCAAUUUGGACAUUCAAAACUGUAACAGUUAAACAUUCAUGACGAGCACAAUCAAAACGGCGUGCUACGUCGUUCCGCAAACUGGCAACUACGUGGUAUUCGGUGGAUCAUCACAUGAUGUGAACCAUAUUCGAACGCGGACCAUUUAGGAAAAUAAAUAUAAUACCAAACGCAAAUCGUGUAUGUCGUAUCGAGCCCAUUGAUAAGUUAACUCACCUGACAAUUCUUAGUGCUUUUACUUCUAUGCAGCGAUUAACAAAAGCACUAACAUUUUACUACUCUGCAGUAACCACACCGGAAAAAUACUACAUUUUAUCCUCCGAUGAGAUUUACGAAGUUCGCGACUCAAAUGCACCGUAUGUAACUGGAUUUUCGUUCCCCUUAGUCGAACCGGAGGAAGUCGAGAGACUCGAGAAUUCGGUCUCUCAAAACGAUCGCAUCCGCGAGGAAUAUGUAAACUUUUUGACUCGCAAGAAACCUGCUGGAAUGUCGAUAGUUCAAUUUCUUCCAAUGGUUUUCUCGGACGAAGCUCUGGAUGGAUAUAAUUACAACGGAUCUAAUGCGCUCGGAAAAUGCAAAUUGCCCAUGAAAGGGUAUGACAUAUUUUCGCACUGCUUUAUUGACAUUGAAUUUACCUGCGAUGAUUCUGUCACAUAGCUGAAGCGAGAUUUUUAUGUUUUGACCGGUCCUGGCCAAAAAUGAGACCCCCUCCCCACAAAAAGGGGAGAAUCAUGUGAAGACAAGCUGUUAUUGUAUCUUUUAGUGUUGCUUACACUCUUGAUGUUACAUUAAAGAGAUUUCAAAUAAGGUAAUUUAACGUCGUUAUAAACCUAUUUUAGUAUUGUAGGGGAAAACGACAUGUUUCUGACAUUUUACGUAGAUCAGACACCUGCCAAACGAUUUCUAAGACUUUUUUCUCAAUAUAAGACAU
This is a messenger RNA of Wyeomyia smithii (pitcher-plant mosquito), 1288 nucleotides long. RefSeq lists its product as uncharacterized. The record is from RefSeq and is a predicted model, not a curated record. Bases 601 to 1014 code for a protein of 137 amino acids. The transcript has 3 exons. Lineage: Eukaryota; Metazoa; Arthropoda; Insecta; Diptera; Culicidae.